AGUCUCACCAACUUAACACCAAUUUUAUACACUAUUAUCUCAACUAUAACCUUAAAAUUUGAUACAUUUUCAUAAAUCAUGAACGUUUAGUCUACGAAUUAUGUUUAAACAAAUAUUGUUUUCUGCUUCAAGAGUUACUCUAGCCGCUAGAGCAACUUCAGUUUGUUCAAUUCAAAAUGUGAUCAAACAAAAUGUCACUCAACCAUUAUUAAUCAGAAAUUUCACAUCUUUAUUAACUAACCCAAGUCCAAUUAUUGCUCCUAACAUUCUUUUCGAAAAAUCGAAAUUACAAACUAUAAGCACACCUAUAAGAACAGUAACAAAAUUCUCGUAUAGAAAAGGAAAAAGAAAAUCCGUCAAGACUGUAUUAAGAAGAUUCUAUCGGUUACAUUGGGGUGCAUGGAUAAGAACCAAAUGUGGUAGAAAUAAAAAGCUGUGGAAAAAGAGUCCUCCAAGAAAACGUAGAUUGAGACAACACGUUUUCUGUAAUGCUUCCCAAAGUUAUAAAUUAGAUAAAAUGGUGGGACCUUUCUGGAGGAAACGACGAUAUUACAUCGAUGAUCCGUACGAUCCUUAUCAUUCGAGAGAAGAAUGGGCGUUUACCAGGACUAAACCCAGACCAUACAUCCCUCCAGAGGAAAGAAUUCAGUAAUUGAGUAAAUAUAAAGUUGUUUCUCAUUUUCUUAUUGUUGUCUUAUUUUCCUUAGUAAAUCGAUGUUUUUCAUUAUUAAAUUAUAUUUAAUUUGUACAACUUUAGUUGUAGAUUGUAAAAGAAGGAAUUUGUAUUCAGAUAAGGUUGUUUUUGUGUAGAUACUUAACUGGCAGAUCAAUUCAUUAGUAAAAAUAUCAUUUCAAUAACUUCAUUAUUUCAUCAGUUAAUUUAGUUGAAAAAUUUUACCUUAAUGAUUUAAAAAAGAAUUAGAUCAGAAAUGCUUAUAUUUUCAAAGCUACCUUUCAUCUGGAAGAGAUUUAACAAAACCAAGUGCUAAAUUAUUAAAAAUUCUUUCUUGGGAAUGUCGUGAGUUACAACUUGUAGUAGUAUUAAAGUCUGUUUUUGUUCCUGCAAUAACAGUUUAUGUUGGUUGAAGUGUAAACUGUGGUCAGAAGGAACAUUUCUUGUACUAUUUCAGGAACUGUUCUUGUAGUAAUAUUAAAAAGUCUGUUUUUGUUCCUUACCUAACAGAUUUUAGCAUUUUGUACACCAGCGAUAAAUUGUUCAUGUGAGAGAAGCUUUUAUGCUCAAAAAGAGUGUAAUUCAUGAUCGACUUUAAAUCAAGCUAGAGUCUUUAGCUUUUUGAUGCAUAGAGUCAAACAUAAUGAACAAGAUUUCAUAUAUAUAUAAUUAAUGAUUUUGGGAAUUCAAAGUCUCACAAAAAUAUAUUGUAAUGUUUUUAUAAUUUAUUAUGAACUGUAAAACCAACAAAUAAGUAAGAAAAAAUAUUUCAUUGUUGUUUAACCGCGAAUGGAAUGAAAAAGAUGUAUUAAUUUAAUUAAAUUUUUUUGCUCAAAAUGAUGACUUGCCAUGAAAAUAAUUAAGGAUCUUACAUGAAACUUCAGUUAUCAAAUCAUGAAAUUGAAAUUUUAUUGAUAAUAAAUGUAAUUUAAAUAAUUGAGGAACUAAAGUAUCGUAAAUCUUCCACUCAUAGUACCAGUACUCAAUUUAUUCAUCAAAUAAGAAAAUUAGCAAUCAGCUUUGGAUAAAAUUCUAUAAUACAAAUCUUGUGAAAAGGCAAAAAAUUGAUAAGAAACAGAAAGAAAUCAAAAAAAUCAUUUAUGAGAAUGGUACAAAGCUAACAGAUAAAAAUAAUACAAAAUAUUUAAAAACAGGUCUCGAGUAAUCAAUACAAAUACCAAAUUGAAUAAUACAGUUCUAGUUUUCAACAAACAAUGCAGAUAUUCCGGAAAAAAAGAUUGUGGAUGUUUAUAAAUGAACAUAUAAAUAAAAAUCGAUAAAAGAGAGAUUAAAAAAAUUGAUUAAAAGCACAAAAAUAGAUUUUACCUGUAGAAAUGUAGAUUAUAUUGUGAAAAGAAUAGAUAUAAUUCUAAUAACAACAG
This is a messenger RNA of Diorhabda sublineata, 2055 nucleotides long. RefSeq names its product 39S ribosomal protein L35, mitochondrial (gene mRpL35). Gene Ontology annotation, molecular function: structural constituent of ribosome. The transcript has 2 exons. The coding region runs from base 101 to 652 and encodes 183 amino acids. Gene Ontology annotation, biological process: translation. NCBI's taxonomy places the organism in Eukaryota, Metazoa, Arthropoda, Insecta, Coleoptera, Chrysomelidae. The record is from RefSeq and is a predicted model, not a curated record. Gene Ontology annotation, cellular component: mitochondrion; ribosome.